Vitis riparia (riverbank grape) is the source of this 2126-nucleotide messenger RNA. RefSeq names its product GDP-mannose transporter GONST1. The transcript is spliced from 10 exons. Gene Ontology annotation, cellular component: Golgi apparatus. The coding region runs from base 404 to 1612 and encodes 402 amino acids. The record is from RefSeq and is a predicted model, not a curated record. Gene Ontology annotation, molecular function: antiporter activity; GDP-mannose transmembrane transporter activity. Lineage: Eukaryota; Viridiplantae; Streptophyta; Magnoliopsida; Vitales; Vitaceae.
UGGGGAGUGGAAAUAGCAAUUCCGGUGGUGGGCCCAACCCAAUGCUAUGGUGUACCUCCCGGACGGCGCAUCCUAGCACCCAAUGGACGGAAUCUGUGAAAAACACACCAAAGAAGAAUUUUCAAAUCUAAACAAGUUGGGUCUGAUUGGUUUUACACGUAUAUAUAUGAUUCUGACUGUGUCUUCUUCCCAUUCCAACUUCUGCGUUUUUCCUUCUUCUCUCUGAUUUCCUGACUUGCCAGACCUUUUAUUUCAUUUUCUUGCUCAAUUUCUCAGAAGGGGUCUUCUUUUUUCCUCUCCAUUUUCUUGUUCUUGGGCUAUUUUUGUUGUGGGGUUGUUUAGGAUUACAAUAUUGUACGUGGGUCUUCCUCGUGCAUUUGGAGCUUUUGAGUGUUUGGCUUAAAUGGGUUCAAGAUCUCUGUAUGGUCCUUCUCUAGAUUCUCCUGAUCCUGUUUUGGAAAGAAAUCUCAUGGAAGAUACAGGAACAGUUAUUCGAAGUGGGGAAAGAAGCUACAAUCUUCAUGAAACAAAUGGGGUGCUAGAUCAGGUCUCUAGUCCAUUGAGAAGAGAAGUGCUUAACAGGUCAGUAUUUUCAAUGAAGCCUCUGGGAAGUGAAGAAACAGACUUGGAAGAUGGGAAGUUGGAAAAGGAUAGAGAGAAAUCAGUACGAAGUAACAGGGUAGUUAGAAUACACAAUCAGGCUUUAUUGUCUGGCUUUGCAUAUUGCAUCUCAUCCUGCAGUAUGAUUCUGGUUAACAAGUUUGUCCUUUCCAGCUAUGAUUUUAAUGCCGGGAUAUCUUUGAUGAUCUACCAGAAUCUCGUCUCAGUGAUUGUUGUUACUGUAUUGAGUUUUUUCGGCCUAAUAACAACAGAACCGCUUACAUGGAAGCUGAUUAAGGUCUGGUUGCCUGUGAAUGUUAUAUUUGUUGGGAUGCUUGUUACAAGCAUGUUUAGCCUGAAGUACAUUAAUGUCGCUAUGGUCACAGUUUUGAAGAAUGUUACUAAUGUGAUAACUGCUGUUGGUGAAAUGUAUCUUUUCAAUAAGCAUCAUGACAACAGAGUCUGGGCUGCUCUCUUCUUAAUGAUCAUUUCAGCAAUUUCUGGAGGAAUUACUGAUCUAUCUUUUAAUGGUAUUGGCUAUACAUGGCAAAUUAUUAAUUGUUUCUUGACCGCAUCAUAUUCUUUGACCCUACGUAGGGUCAUGGACACAGCCAAGCAAGUAACAAAAUCUGGAAACUUGAAUGAGUUUUCAAUGGUCUUGCUAAAUAACACACUUUCAAUGCCUCUUGGGGUUAUCCUUAUGUUUGUGUUCAAUGAGGUGGAUUAUCUCUCUACAACGCCACUUUUGAGGCUGCCUACCUUCUGGUUGGUGAUGACACUGAGCGGAUUUUUGGGUCUAGCAAUCAGCUUCUCUUCUAUGUGGUUUCUUCAUCAAACAGGGGCUACCACAUACAGCCUUGUGGGGUCAUUAAAUAAGAUUCCUCUAUCUGUUGCUGGCAUUGUUCUAUUCCAUGUCCCUACUAGUUUGGAGAACUCUGCAAGCAUCUUCUUUGGUCUAGUAGCGGGAGUAUUUUUUGCCAAAGCCAAAAUGAGGGAGAGAUCUCAAUCCUGAAGCAGAAACUGCUGCUUGUCUGUAUGCAAUUUUGCAGCUUUGCAGACACCAACAGUUAUGCUUGCUUACUUGUUCAAUAUGUAAUGUCAGCACAGUGAAUCGGUUAAACAUAUUCCCUUUAAAGAGCUGGAAAAGAGAUCCUGAGUGUCCAAAUCUUCUUCCAUUUUGGCAUGGCCUUGGGUACGUUUUGGGAAUGCCAAGGGCUUCUGUGUUUGUAAUAUUAAAGGAAAACACUCUUAGUAAUUCUUUCUGACUCAGAUUUGUAUUGUAUAUCAGAAGCCCUUUUCUUCCACUGUAUUUUGCUUUUUUCUUUCUUUUUUUUUGAAAGAAACAAUUUCUAGUGUAAUGGUAUAAGGCCAAUUUCCAUUGCCUUUUUCUGAGCAGAUGUAUUCCUCUUAAACCUUCCAUCUCUUCUUUCUAUUUUCUUUUUCCGCCUGAGUUGAAGUUGCAACAUAAUUUUAGUCUGUCUGUUUGUUUUUGUGGAAAAUCUUAAUGAAUUUCAGAUGUUUGCUUA